GGCUCUCUCCCCCCUUACCUGUUGUUUUCCCUUGAACUCUUUUUCGCCCUUCUUCUCGCAAGGAGGAGGUCACUGUCCUGACUUACCCUCACACUCAUUUGGGAAGCUGGACUGUUAGGAGUGACUUUCGCUGUUCCAUUGAUUGUGCCUGCCAGCACGGGCUCACAUCCUCUCGCUGCAGCCACACAGAAAAAACCCCAUCGCUCUUCGCUCGUUUCACUAAUCACCAAAAUCGCCCGUGUUGAUCAUCACUCGCUCCAAUCACUCGGUUCCUAUCUUUAUAGCCCUUCCGUCGGGGUCUCACAACUCUCCAGACUGUGGUUGUCAACAAAAUUCACCAGCCAAAAAAACUGGCCUUUUGAAUGUUGGAAUCAUAAUCUUACGAAUCCACUAUCCGCCGCGUCUUGUUGCUAUUCUCGGCUCUGUCAGGCAGCCCGCCACAUCUUUGGUAGAUGAGCAUUAUCGGCUUCUCCUGAUUCAUCAUGUCGGCAUAUCCGCAAGGUGCUGGAGGAGGAGGAGGAGGAGGCGGCGGCGGCGGCGGUGCCCAGGAUCCCUACGACGAUUAUCAUCAGGGCCAUGGCGAUGCCUACUAUCAAGAUCAAGGAUAUUAUGACCAAGCCGAUUACUCCCAGCAUGGGGAUGGCUACUAUGACAGAAAUGGUUACGAUCCCAACAACCCGUACCAGCAAGACGGUUACUAUGAUAACCAAUAUGGUUAUCAAGACGAUUACUACAAUGACCAGUAUUACGACCAAGGAUCUGGCCCGUCCAACAACUGGCAGGGUGGAUAUCCCCGUCGCGGUGACUCUGAAGAGGAUUCUGAAACUUUCAGCGACUUUACUAUGCGAUCUGAGACUGCCCGCGCAGCAGACAUGGACUAUUAUGGCCGGGGAGAUGAUCGAUAUAAUAGCUAUAGCGACAGCCAGAUGGGAGGCAGAGGCUAUAGACCCCCUUCUUCCCAGAUCUCCUAUGGGGGAAAUCGAUCUUCGGGCGCCUCGACACCGAUAUACGGUGAUUACAGCAACGUCCUGCCCCCAGGCCAAAGAUCACGGGAGCCAUACCCAGCAUGGGCGUCAGACGCUCAGAUUCCCGUUUCAAAGGAAGAGAUUGAGGACAUCUUUUUGGAUCUGGUCAAUAAGUUCGGUUUCCAGCGUGACAGUAUGCGCAACAUGUACGAUCACUUCAUGACCCAGCUCGACUCCCGUGCAUCGCGUAUGACACCAAACCAGGCACUUCUUUCUCUCCAUGCGGAUUAUAUUGGAGGAGACAACGCAAACUAUCGACGGUGGUACUUCGCUGCUCACUUGGAUCUCGACGAUGCCGUCGGGUUCGCGAACAUGAAACUUGGCAAAACAAACCGCAGAACCCGCAAGGCGCGCAAGGCUGCAAAGAAAGCACAGUCGGAUCCCAACAACGAAGAGCAAGCAUUGGAGUCUAUGGAAGGCGAUAACAGUCUUGAGGCCGCCGAAUAUCGAUGGAAGACUCGCAUGAAUCGCAUGUCACAGCAUGAGAGAGCCCGUCAGAUCGCUCUGUACUUGCUUUGUUGGGGCGAAGCCAACCAGGUUCGAUUCAUGCCUGAAUGCCUGUGCUUCAUCUUUAAGUGUGCCGAUGACUACCUUCGGUCCCCGGAAUGCCAAAAUCGUGUCGAACCCGUUCCUGAAUUCACCUACCUCAACGAGAUCGUUACCCCGCUCUACCAGUAUUGUCGUGACCAAGGCUAUGAAAUUUUGGAUGGAAAAUAUGUUCGUCGCGAAAGGGACCACAACAAGAUUAUUGGAUACGAUGACAUCAAUCAACUGUUCUGGUAUCCCGAAGGUAUUGAACGUAUCAUUCUCGAGGACAAGACCAGGCUGGUUGACGUUCCACCCGCGGAACGCUAUAUGAAGCUUAAAGAUGUCAACUGGAAGAAGGUUUUCUUCAAGACGUACAAGGAAACUCGAUCUUGGUUCCACAUGCUUGUCAACUUCAAUCGCAUUUGGGUUAUGCACGUUACUGGUUUCUGGUUCUAUACAGCCUUCAACUCCAAGCCAUUGUACACCCCAAACUACGAACAGAGGUUAGACAAUCAACCUAAGGCUGCCGCGACAUGGUCUGCAGUGGGCCUUGGAGGGGCGAUUGCGUCGCUGAUUAUGAUCGGUGCAACACUUGCAGAGUGGGCAUACGUCCCAAGACAAUGGGCUGGCGCUCAGCAUUUGACAAAACGAUUGCUCUUCUUGAUCGUGGUCUUCGUGAUAAAUUUGGGACCGAGCGUCUACGUUUUUGGAAUCCGUCAGGAUGACAAGAUAGCCCUAGUCCUGGGUAUCGUCCAGUUCUUCAUAGCAUUGGCAACAUUUAUUUUCUUCUCCGUCAUGCCACUUGGUGGACUUUUUGGCAGUUACCUGACAAAGAAUUCCCGACGAUACGUUGCUAGUCAGACUUUCACAGCCAGUUUCCCUCGUCUUCGUGGAAACGAUAUGUGGAUGUCGUACGGUCUCUGGGUAUGCGUGUUCACCGCAAAGUUCGUUGAGUCUUACUUCUUCUUGACUCUUUCCAUCAAAGACCCAAUCCGAAUCCUGUCGAUCAUGACGAUACAUCGGUGUGCCGGUGACGCUAUUCUUAAGGAUAUCCUCUGUAAAUACCAGCCCAAGAUCCUCCUGGGCUUGAUGUUAUUCACUGAUUUGGUGUUGUUUUUCCUCGACACUUAUCUGUGGUACAUCAUCUUGAACACGAUCUUCUCCGUUGCACGUUCCUUCUACCUCGGUGUGUCAAUCUGGACUCCCUGGCGAAAUAUAUUCUCCCGCCUCCCAAAACGUAUCUAUUCGAAGGUCCUUGCAACUACCGACAUGGAAAUCAAGUACAAGCCAAAGGUUUUGAUAUCCCAAAUAUGGAACGCCGUGGUCAUCUCCAUGUACCGCGAACACUUGUUGGCCAUCGAUCAUGUUCAGAAACUGCUCUAUCACCAGGUCCCAUCCGAACAGGAGGGCAAGCGGACUCUACGUGCUCCAACCUUCUUUGUUUCUCAGGAAGAUCAUUCGUUUAAGACCGAGUUUUUCCCCUCUCAGAGUGAAGCGGAGCGUCGUAUCUCCUUUUUCGCACAAUCCCUUUCCACCCCGAUCCCGGAACCGGUUCCCGUGGACAACAUGCCGACUUUUACAGUGCUCAUUCCCCAUUAUAGCGAGAAGAUCCUCCUAUCGUUGCGAGAGAUUAUCCGCGAAGAUGAACCCUACUCUCGCGUGACACUUUUGGAGUACUUGAAACAGCUUCACCCACAUGAAUGGGACUGCUUCGUGAAGGACACCAAGAUUUUGGCAGACGAGACCUCGCAAUUCAACGGCGAGUACGAGAAGAGCGAGAAAGACGCAGCCAAGAGCAAAAUUGACGACCUUCCAUUCUACUGUAUCGGUUUCAAAUCGGCCGCUCCUGAGUAUACUCUGCGCACUCGUAUCUGGGCAUCACUCCGUUCUCAGACCCUGUAUCGUACAAUUUCCGGUUUUAUGAACUAUAGUCGCGCGAUCAAGCUUCUCUACCGUGUGGAAAACCCCGAAGUUGUUCAAAUGUUUGGCGGAAAUUCUGAAAAAUUGGAACGCGAAUUAGAACGGAUGGCUCGUCGAAAAUUCAAGAUCUGUGUCUCCAUGCAACGAUACGCGAAAUUUAGCAAGGAAGAGCGCGAGAACACGGAGUUUUUACUUCGUGCAUACCCUGACCUCCAAAUUGCAUAUUUGGACGAAGAACCUCCAGUCAACGAAGGUGAAGAGCCACGUUUGUAUUCUGCACUCAUCGAUGGUCAUUCGGAAAUUAUGGAGAACGGCUUACGGCGACCGAAAUUCCGGAUUCAACUUUCUGGCAACCCUAUUCUUGGAGACGGUAAAUCUGAUAAUCAGAACCACGCUAUUAUCUUUUACCGCGGCGAAUAUGUUCAGCUUAUUGAUGCCAAUCAGGACAACUAUCUGGAAGAAUGUCUUAAGAUUAGAAGUGUUUUGGCUGAGUUCGAAGAGAUGACCACGGACAACGUUUCCCCUUAUACUCCUGGCUUACCUCCAACAAAAACCAAUCCCGUUGCUAUCCUUGGAGCUCGUGAAUAUAUUUUCUCGGAGAAUAUCGGUAUCCUCGGUGAUGUGGCUGCUGGAAAAGAACAAACAUUCGGUACCCUGUUCGCGCGUACUAUGGCUCAGAUCGGUGGUAAAUUGCACUAUGGACAUCCUGACUUUUUGAAUGGUAUCUUCAUGACAACUCGUGGUGGUGUUUCCAAAGCUCAGAAAGGUUUGCACCUCAACGAAGAUAUCUACGCUGGCAUGAACGCACUUCUUCGUGGCGGUCGUAUCAAGCACUGUGAAUACUACCAGUGCGGUAAAGGUCGUGACCUUGGUUUCGGAUCCAUUCUGAACUUCACCACUAAGAUCGGAACCGGUAUGGGAGAGCAAAUGUUGUCGCGAGAGUAUUACUACUUAGGGACCCAAUUGCCUCUUGACCGGUUUUUCUCCUUCUUCUACGCCCACCCCGGUUUCCACAUCAACAACCUGUUCAUCAUGCUUUCAGUCCAAAUGUUCAUGAUCUGUCUUAUCAACUUGGGAGCUCUGCGACAUGAGACCAUUCCUUGUGUCUACAAAAAGGGUGUGCCGAUUACCGAUCCUUUGAAGCCAACUGGUUGCGCCGACAUCAAUCCGGUUCGUGACUGGGUCCAGCGUUGCAUUGUCUCAAUUUGUAUCGUGUUCUUGAUCUCUUUCGUUCCAUUGGUGGUUCAGGAGUUGACCGAAAGAGGAUGCUGGCGUGCUGCCACCCGUUUGGCAAAACAUUUUGGUUCAUUCUCCCCGCUCUUCGAGGUCUUCGUGUGCCAGAUUUAUGCCAAUUCUCUGCACAACAACUUGUCAUUCGGUGGUGCUCGAUAUAUCGGUACAGGAAGAGGUUUUGCGACUGCUCGUAUUCCAUUUGGAGUGUUGUAUUCUCGUUUCGCGGGCCCAUCCAUCUACCUCGGUGCCAGAUCGUUGAUGAUGUUACUCUUCGCAACGGCAACAGUCUGGGCUGCAUGGCUUCUGUACUUUUGGGCAUCGCUUUUGGCCCUUUGCAUUUCGCCAUUUUUGUUUAACCCCCACCAGUUUGCCUGGAAUGAUUUUUUCAUCGACUAUCGCGACUACUUGCGUUGGCUGUCUAGAGGCAAUUCACGCUCACACGCCUCGUCCUGGAUCGCUUUCUGCCGGCUUUCCCGUACUCGAAUCACCGGCUACAAGCGUAAAGUGCUUGGUUCCCCUUCAGAGAAACUUUCUGCCGAUGCACCAAGGGCACACCUGUCUAAUAUCUUCUUCAGCGAGAUCGUUGGGCCGCUGGUCCUUGUCGCUGUUACGCUUAUUCCGUAUCUAUUUAUUAAUGCUCAGACCGGAGUGCAAGACAACCCCAAGCCUACUAAUUCACUGAUUCGUGUCGGUAUUGUUGCAUUGGCACCAAUUGCUAUCAACGCCGGUGUCCUUGCUGCGCUCUUUGGAAUGGCUUGUUGCAUGGGUCCGAUUUUAAGCAUGUGCUGCAAGAAAUUUGGUUCUGUUCUUGCAGCGAUUGCCCAUGGUGUUGCUGUUAUUGCUCUCUUGGCUCUCUUUGAGGUCAUGUUCUUCCUUGAAGGGUGGUCGUUCCCGAGGGCUCUCAUAGGAAUGAUCGCGGCCACUGCCAUUCAGCGAUUUGUCUUCAAGCUGAUCAUUUCCCUUGCGCUAACGAGAGAAUUCCGGCAAGACUCCUCCAAUAUCGCAUGGUGGACUGGAAAGUGGUACAACAUGGGCUGGCAUUCGAUCUCUCAACCCGGUCGCGAGUUCCUUUGCAAAAUUACUGAACUCGGGUUGUUCGCUGCCGACUUCAUUCUCGGUCAUGUACUUUUGUUCUUUAUGCUUCCCGCACUUUGCAUCCCAUUCGUCGACAAGUUCCAUUCAGUCAUCUUGUUUUGGUUGCGCCCAAGUCGUCAAAUUCGCCCUCCGAUCUACUCUCUGAAGCAAUCUAAACUUCGAAAGCGCAGAGUUAUCCGCUUUGCCAUUCUUUACUUCCUGAUGCUCAUCCUUUUCGUUAUCUUGAUUGCAGGGCCAUUAAUUGCGCGUCGCUUCAUCACCGAAUUCCCGGACAUCCCCUUUGAUCUACUGCAACCUAUUAAUCAGGAUAAUGAUGACACCACAAAUGAAGAAACAGGUUCUGGUUUACCAGACAUGGCGUCGGCCACAGCCCGGAUGAUGUUGCUUUGAACGUGAGAAUACAUGUGCAUCUAUGAUUCCCAACAUUGUUUAAGAUGCUUCAGUGUAUAACUAGGGUGUCAAUACCGCCUUUCUGAAAUUUUGCUGUGUCUCCCUUGAUUAAUGAACGGCACUGUCAUCUUUUUUUCUCCACUAAAUCUCCUACUUUUGUGAAUUGUUGGUGUUGGAAGGGCUAGUUAUCUGCGGGGCCAAUGACAACCUUUUAGAACCUCUUUUUUUUAUUAUUCUCUUUUCCUUCCCUAGUAUCAAUGUCCCGUGAAAAAUACCUUUCAUGAUGUGUUUUGCAGGCCAUCAGUGUCUCAGGCUGCUAGCAUGCAACCGUGACAAUGUGUGAAAUGCGUGUUGCCCCUUUUCUCCAUCCUGCAGAUGUAUAUUGUCAGAAAGGCCUGCCUGGGGUAUGUUAUUUUCCCCUUUUGUGCAAAGUUAUAGAGUGUAAUGAAAUACUUUUAGGUUGUUAAUAUGAAUGUGGUGAUGCUCUCGA
Messenger RNA from Coccidioides posadasii C735 delta SOWgp, 6681 nucleotides. It is a transcript of the gene FKS1, whose product is annotated as 1,3-beta-D-glucan synthase. Gene Ontology annotation, biological process: (1->3)-beta-D-glucan biosynthetic process; fungal-type cell wall polysaccharide biosynthetic process. Lineage: Eukaryota; Fungi; Ascomycota; Eurotiomycetes; Onygenales; Onygenaceae. The record is from RefSeq and is a predicted model, not a curated record. Gene Ontology annotation, cellular component: plasma membrane; 1,3-beta-D-glucan synthase complex. Gene Ontology annotation, molecular function: 1,3-beta-D-glucan synthase activity.